This is a messenger RNA of Penicillium diatomitis, 1236 nucleotides long. RefSeq names its product Endoglucanase EG-II. The record is from RefSeq and is a predicted model, not a curated record. Gene Ontology annotation, cellular component: extracellular region. Gene Ontology annotation, molecular function: hydrolase activity, hydrolyzing O-glycosyl compounds; cellulose binding. The transcript has 4 exons. Gene Ontology annotation, biological process: glucan catabolic process. The coding region runs from base 1 to 1236 and encodes 411 amino acids. Lineage: Eukaryota; Fungi; Ascomycota; Eurotiomycetes; Eurotiales; Aspergillaceae.
AUGAAGAAUCACCACACGCAGAGCUUGGUGGCGCUGCUGUCGAUCAGCGCGGCAGCCGUUGCUCAACAAACCGCCUGGGGUCAAUGCGGAGGACAAGGAUGGACCGGCCCAACUUCCUGUGCGUCGGGCUACACUUGCACAUACUCGAAUGCCUACUACUCCCAAUGUCUUCCUGGAUCCGGUGGUGGCGGUAGUAAUCCUACUACCACGACAACCACCAUGGUCCGGACGACCACGACUGCCUCGUCGUCGGGUCCAACCGGCGGAUCAGGCGGCGGAAAAGUCCGUUUCGCAGGUGUCAACAUCGCCGGGUUUGAUUUCGGCGUCAAGACCGACGGCUCCCAGGAUCUCACCCAAGUGGCCGAUGAGUCCGUGGAUGGUGUGAACCAAAUGCAACACUUUGUCAAUGCCGACGGCUUCAACAUCUUCCGUCUUCCCGCCGGGUGGGAGUUCCUGGUGAACAGCAACCUGGGUGGCUCACUGGAUUCCAACAACUUUGGCAAGUACGACAAGCUCGUCCAGGGAUGUCUCUCGCUCGGAGCACACUGUAUCGUGGACGUCCACAACUAUGCUCGUUGGAACGGCGGCGUCAUCGGACAAGGCGGUCCCACGGAUGACCAGUUCCUCAGCCUCUGGACUCAGCUGGCCACCAAGUACAAGAGCGAGAGCAAGAUCAUCUUCGGCGUGAUGAACGAGCCGCAUGAUCUGAAUAUCAACACGUGGGCCGCGACUGUGCAAAAGGCCGUGACGGCCAUUCGCAAGACUGGUGCUACCUCGCAGAUGAUCCUGCUGCCCGGUACUGACUACACCAAUGCCGCCAACUUUAUUGAAAACGGUUCGGGGGCUGCGCUGUCCGCCGUGACCAACCCGGAUGGAUCGACCACGAACCUGAUCUUCGACGUGCACAAGUAUCUCGACUCGGACAACAGUGGUACCCACGUCGAGUGUGUGACUGACAAUGCCGCUGCGUUCACCAACUUGGCCCAGUGGCUUCGCUCCAACAAGCGUCAAGCGAUGCUCACCGAAACGGGCGGUGGUAAUGUGGCAAGCUGUGGACAGUACAUGUGCCAGCAACUCGAUGUGAUCAACAAAAACUCCGAUGUGUAUCUCGGAUGGACCUCUUGGAGCGCUGGGGGCUUCCAGCCAUCCUGGAACUAUGCGCUUCUCGAGACGCCAACAAAUGGCGUGGACACAUACCUGGUCAAGCAAUGCUUUGUGCCCAAGUGGAGGAACUGA